AUGUCGGAUACGUUUGACUACUCCUCCCUGUUCUUAAGCCCAGCUUCUCCUGUUCCUCUGCUCGUUUCCUGCGCGGCGGCGGCGGCGAGAGGAGGGAAGAAGAGGAGAGCGGGGAAGAUGCAGGCGUGCGCUAGGGCGGCGGGGGAGGGGCUCCCGCUGGUUCGUGCCCCCGCCAGGCAGCCGCUGGCUCAGAGCUUUGUUAAGGUCAGCAGACUACCUUCUUUGCAUGAGACAAAUCGUGUAGUCUCCUGCUCGGCGAGGGUGUCAGAAAAUAUUUCACACAAAAUAGAAGCCAGCAUGGAUCAUAUUCUUCCAGCAUCGCAAGAUCAUGUCGUGAAAGCAAUUGAAGCAAUUAAUGGGGGACAAGUGAUCGCGGUGCCCACCGAUACAAUAUAUGGGUUUGCUUGUGAUGCAUGUUCUGCAGAAGCAGUCAAUCGGAUAUAUGAAAUCAAAGGACGCAUACAUACACGCCCUUUGGCAAUCUGCGUUGCUGAUGUCCCAGAAAUAUCACGGUUUGCCGUAGUGGAUCACUUGCCCCAUGGUUUGCUUCAUAGUCUUCUUCCUGGGCCUGUCACUGUUGUUUUAAAGCGAGGUGAGAACAGUAUACUGGAGAGAUCUCUUAAUCCUGGUCUGGACAGCAUUGGAGUACGUGUGCCAAAAUUGGAUUUCAUACGAUCCAUUGCUCGUGGUGCUGGAAGUGCACUUGCGCUUACAAGCGCCAACUUAAGUGGUCGUCCUAGUAGCGUCAGUGUCAAAGAUUUCGGGUAUCUGUGGCCACACUGUUCAUAUGUCUUUGAUGGUGGUAUACUUCCUUCUGGACGUGCUGGUUCAACAAUUGUUGACCUAAUAACACCAGGAGUCUACAGGAUAUUGAGAGAUGGAAGUUCGAGGGAGGAAACAAUGGCUGUGCUGGGAAAAUUUGGCUUUGUUGAAGCUUCAUAG
Molecule: messenger RNA, 942 nt
Organism: Triticum turgidum subsp. durum (durum wheat)
Lineage: Eukaryota; Viridiplantae; Streptophyta; Magnoliopsida; Poales; Poaceae
Source: the annotation of a GenBank genome assembly